AUGGCUUCCAACGCCCGAUACUAUGCGAACCCCGCCGAGGCAACUGAAUUCGCUCGCAAUCUGCUCGUCAAGGCCGGUCUAAGCGAAGAUGACGCCAAGUCUAUGGCGGAAUGCUUAGUUCUGGCUGACGAUACACACGGUCUAGCUCGUCUACCCCAGUACCUCGACCGCGUCAGCAAGGGCCGCGUGAACGCAACGCCCAACAUGCAGAUCACGGAAAAGACGCCCGUUGUCGCGCAUCUCGACGGCGACAACGGUUUCGGGUUCGUAGUCGCCACGAAAGCCAUGCAGGACGCGAUACGGCGCGCCGAGAUCUACGGCAUCGGCAUGGUGACCGUGAACCAUUCUAAUCAUUUCAGCAUGGCCGCCACCUACGUGCUACAGGCGCUGGCCGCGAAUAUUAUCUCGCUGGUGUUCACUAACUCGGCGAAGCAGAUGCCGCCCUUCGGCGGGAAAGAGACCUUAUUGGGGAUUUCGCCGUUCGCGGCCGGCGCGCCCUCGAGCUCUGAGGUCCCGUAUGUGCUGGACAUGACGCCGUCGGUCGUGGCGAAGGGGAAGAUUCGAAAGGCGGCGCGUCGUGGGGAGGCGAUCCCGCUGGGCUGGGCGUUCGAUGCGGAUGGGAAUCCGGCGACUGAUGCCGAGGUCGCGCUGAAUGGGAGUAUGGCGCCGAUUGGGGGGCCGAAGGGCUCGGGCAUUGCGACCCUGAUGGAUGUAAUGUCGGGGUUUUUGACGGGAGCGGCGUUUGGUGGGGAUCCGGAUGUGUUUAUGAGUACGGAGGACUUUAAGGCCAGGAUGGAUGUCUUGGUGCAAAGGGUUCAUGGGGUGAGUCCGGCGCCUGGGUUCUCGGAGGUGCUGUUCCCUGGAGAGCCGGAGUAUCGGUUGGGCAUUCAGCGUCAGAAGGAGGGAAUUCCGUAUGCAGAUGCUGAGAAGAGCGUGUUUGCUGAUGCGGCCAAGCAGUAUGGCAUUGAUGAGUUGAGCUUGUCGGAUACACCGCUUUCUAUUAAUUAG
Molecule: messenger RNA, 1008 nt
Organism: Aspergillus affinis
Lineage: Eukaryota; Fungi; Ascomycota; Eurotiomycetes; Eurotiales; Aspergillaceae
Product: Ldh family oxidoreductase
Exons: 4
Coding region: 1-1008 (335 amino acids)
Molecular function (GO): oxidoreductase activity
Source: RefSeq, a predicted model, not a curated record